Molecule: messenger RNA, 2013 nt
Organism: Lodderomyces pseudojiufengensis
Lineage: Eukaryota; Fungi; Ascomycota; Pichiomycetes; Serinales; Debaryomycetaceae
Gene: SEP7
Product: septin
Exons: 1
Coding region: 1-2013 (670 amino acids)
Biological process (GO): cytoskeleton-dependent cytokinesis; cellular bud neck septin ring organization; division septum assembly
Cellular component (GO): septin complex; septin ring; microtubule cytoskeleton
Molecular function (GO): GTPase activity; molecular adaptor activity; GTP binding
Source: RefSeq, a predicted model, not a curated record
AUGGCAACCACGACUCAAUACAAAAAUCCUGACUCUUCAUAUAUGAGAAACGGUAAUAGUCAAUCACAUCAUUCACCAAUUAUUAAUUAUAGAAAAGAUGCCAAAAAAGCAGUUAAAUUUACAUUUAUGGUAGUUGGAGAACUGGGAACAGGUAAAACUACUUUCAUCAAUAGUUUAUUGAAUAAAAAAGUUUUGAAUCAUCGAUAUGAAAAUGAUUUUACUAGAACUGCAGCAAAUGGAGAAACCAAAACAUUAACAUUUACGUCAGCAAAUUCAGUUGCAUUACCAAAUACUUCAAUGCUAACAAGAAACGAAUUUAAUGCAAAUACAAUUCACGAAGAACCUGGUAUAGCAUUAACUGAAACAAAAGUUGAAAUAAUUGAUGAUGACAAUUUGAAAUUAAUUUUGAAUAUUAUUGAUACACCUGGAUUUGGAGAAAAUUUAAAUAAUGAGUUAUGUUUUAUUGAAAUUGAAAAUUACUUAAAACAACAGUUUGAUUUGGUGUUAGCUGAAGAAACCAGAAUCAAAAGAAACCCGAGAUUUACGGAUACAAGAGUUCAUGUAAUGUUAUAUUUUAUAACUCCAACUGGUCAUGGAUUGAGAGAAAUUGAUGUACAAUGUAUGAAAAGAUUAUCAAAAUACGUAAACAUAAUACCGAUCAUUGGAAAAGCUGACUCAUUUACACCAAAAGAGUUGCAAUAUUUUAAACAACAAGUUAAGAAUGAUAUUGAAAAGUUCAAUGUACCUGUUUUUCAGUUUGAUAAUUUUUUAGAUGAAUAUGAUGAAGAGGAAGACUAUGAUCUAAUUCAAGAAUGUAAAUUUUAUGCAAAUUUACAACCUUUUGCUAUUAUAACUUCUGAGGAAACUUUUGAAGUUAAAGAUAAAAAAACUGGAGCUUUUAAAAUUAUAAAGGCUAGAAAUUAUCCAUGGGGAUUAGUCGACAUUAAUGAUACUAGUGUAAGUGACUUUCCAUAUUUAAAAUCUGUUUUAUUAGGAUCACAUUUACAAGAUUUGAAAGAUUUAACUCAUGACUUUUUGUAUGAAACAUAUAGAACUGAAAGAUUAACCAAUGUUACUGGUGGUGGUGUUGGUUUAGAUGAUGAAGAGUACGAUGAAGACAAUGAAUUCCAUGAUACCGUUGAACAUCAUCAAAAUGAAGAUAAAGGUAAUGGUGCAUUAGCCAACUCCACCAUUCCGUCAUUAUCCAAUUUAGCUCAACUAACAAAUACUCCGUUAUUAUCAAAUAAUAACAAUCAUGGAGGCUCAAAUUUUUAUGAUCAAGAUUCAAGGCGUUCAUCAAGUUCAUCAAUUAAAAAAUCAUCCUCAAUGUUGUUAGAUGACGAUCAUUCUUCAGCAUCAUUAUCAAAACAUGGAGCUACAUCAACUGCCAAUAAUCACACCCAUAAAAGCAGUUAUGAUUUUACACCAAAUACUUCAUCAAUAUCAAUAAAUGAAAGAGCACCAAAUAAUGAUGCCUUCAAAAGAUUAUCAAUUGGACCACAAAGAAAUCAAUUACGUCAAAUUUCAGAAACUGUUCCAUAUGUUAUAAGACACGAAAGAAAUAUAGAAAGACAAAACAAAUUAGAAGAAAUGGAAAAAGCAAGUGCAAAAGAAUUAGCAACUAGAGCUGCUCUUUUGGAAAAGAAAGCUCAAGAAUUAAAAUUAAAAGAAAGAGCUCUAAUGAAACAAUUGGAAUUGGCUAAACAAAAAUCUUUAAGUUCCGCAGCUUCUUCUCCUUCUAUAAGAAGACUGAAUUCAAAUGUUGAGAUCAUUAAUGAUGAUGAAGAACCGGGCAAUGGUAUACAAGGUAGAUCAUAUCAACAACAAGGUAAUGGACAUUCCACAAGUGUUAAUGAGGGUGGAAGUGGGUUACAAAAAGACGAAACUUUGACUGAUAUACAUUCUAUAGUCAGUGAGAAAACUCACCAACCUCAUCAUCAACAACAACAAGCUCAAGCUCAUCAACAUCAACAAUCACAAUAUAAUCAGAACGAAUAUUAUCACCCUCGUUAA